Messenger RNA from Rhagoletis zephyria (snowberry fruit fly), 753 nucleotides. NCBI's taxonomy places the organism in Eukaryota, Metazoa, Arthropoda, Insecta, Diptera, Tephritidae. The record is from RefSeq and is a predicted model, not a curated record.
AUGGCCGCUCUGGCGGCGACGGCAGACUUUGUGAACACGCCCACCACGCCAAUUACGCCCCACUUUCCAAAACCCUCGCCUACCCUGAUGGUUGUUUCCUCCUCUUCAAACUCACCCUUCGACAUCAACCUCGUCUGUGAUCGCUUUCUACGUUCCAUCUCCGACAAGGCGGCCAUUGACACGCUGCUCUACCUGCAGGGGUUCACAGAGCUCAACAAGUUCUUCAACAUGUUCGGCACACUGUUCGGCUUCGUGGCGAAGGACGUCCGCGACAAGAUCGGCAUCCUGGAGGCGUACCACGCCGACGAGACAGUCGGCCACCGCUACGUCACCGUCCAGUCGAUGAUCGAGUACGAGAAGGGGGAGAGUCUGCUGAUCGACAAGACCGGACGGCGGCCCUCGGGCGCCCGCACCCUGUUGCGCCUCCACCGGGCGCUGGAGUUCAUCUCCGCCUUCCUCCACGAGGUGACCAAAAUCGACGACCAGACGAGCACCGGCGGCUCGGCGAGGGCGGCCUACGGACGGACGCUGGCCCGCUUCCACCCGUGGAUGAUCCGCAAGACGGUGAACCUGGCGACGCUGGCGCUGCCCUACCGCCGGGUGCUCAUCUCCAACGUCUACGGGGGAGCCUUGCCGGAGGGCGGCGCCGGCGAGGUGAAUGAGGCCAUGUCGGAGCUGGCCAACAUCGCCGACCAGGUCUUUGGAGCGACGCAUAAGCUUUAUGAGGAGCACGAACUUCUUGAGUUGCCGUAG